Messenger RNA from Cinclus cinclus, 1023 nucleotides. RefSeq names its product chloride intracellular channel 3 (gene CLIC3). The transcript has 6 exons. NCBI's taxonomy places the organism in Eukaryota, Metazoa, Chordata, Aves, Passeriformes, Cinclidae. The coding region runs from base 10 to 1023 and encodes 337 amino acids. The record is from RefSeq and is a predicted model, not a curated record.
GGGUGAGAAAUGCUGGGCACAACGCAGGCCUAUGCCCAGUGCUUGUCAUCAUUCAGGCAGUGUGGGGUGGCUGGGGGUACAGGCAGGAGUGGCAGCAGUUGGCAAUGCCACCAGCUGCACUCACCGGCCUGGGGCUGGCAGCAGCCAGUGGUGGGGCCCCAUGGCACGGCCUCCUGUCUGUGCCGUGGGGCCAGGCGUGGGUGGAAGCGGGUGCACCCCGAGGAGGAAUGUGGGCUGGGAGGGGCCAUGGUUUCAGCUGGGGCACUCAGGUUGCAGCCAGCAGUGCACCAGGAGCCACCACGCAGCAUGGCUGGAAAACCCCAAAUCCAGCUCUUCAUCAAGGCAAGUGAAGAUGGGGAGAGCGUGGGGCACUGCCCCUUCUGCCAGCGGCUCUUCAUGGUGUUGUUGCUCAAAGGUGUGCCUUUCACUCUCACCACGGUGGACGUGAAGAGGGCGCUGGACAUGCUGAAGGACUUUGCACCAGGUGCUCAGCUGCCUGUCCUCCUCUACAACGGUGAGACCAAGACCGACACCAUCACCAUCGAGGAGUUCCUGGAGGACCAGCUGGGCCCCCCCAUGUGCCCCAGUCUGGUCCCGCAGUACCCGGAGUCAAGCCUGGCUGGAAACGACGUUUUCCACAAGUUCUCAGCCUUUAUCAAGAAUCCAGUACCUGCCCAGGACGAGGCACUGCAGCGGAGCCUCCUGCGGGCCUUGCUGAAGCUGGAUGAAUACCUGAACACUCCUCUGGAGCAUGAGCUGGCCCAGGACCCCCAUCUCCGGGCCUCCCAGCGCUGCUUCCUUGAUGGAGACCACCUCACACUGGCUGACUGCAACCUGCUGCCCAAGCUCAACAUUGUUCAGGUUGUGUGCCAGCACUACCGCCGCUUUGGGAUCCCCAAGGACAUGUGCGGCGUGUGGCGGUACCUCAACAGUGCCAGUGAAACCAAGGAGUUCAAAUACACCUGCCCCAACACCCAGGAGAUCAUACAAGCCUAUCGUUCUGUGGUCCGGGCACUGCAGUGA